AUGGAAUCCUUUCGCCAGAUCACCAAAGGGCACCACUACUCCACCGCAGCUAUAAUCACCCUCCUCGCCCAGGAUCAACGUCAGCCCGGUCGACUCCAACGUCAACUACAUCGUCCGAUCCGCCACCAACCAGCAGCAGCUCCCACCCCAGGCCAGGGCGGCGACACGUUGCGAUACCAGCUCAAGCUGUCCGACAGCGGCGCGCAGCUCGGCUUCGCCUGGCCGCUGGUGGACAGGCGGGACGCUGAACAAUAUCGCAAAGACCGCGAUCAGCGUCGGAAGUCUCCAGGUGGCCGGCCAAGGUCGCGACAGUUGCUAUCAGUGAAAUGA
Anthostomella pinea is the source of this 330-nucleotide messenger RNA. NCBI's taxonomy places the organism in Eukaryota, Fungi, Ascomycota, Sordariomycetes, Xylariales, Xylariaceae. The record is from the annotation of a GenBank genome assembly.